Molecule: messenger RNA, 914 nt
Organism: Olea europaea var. sylvestris
Lineage: Eukaryota; Viridiplantae; Streptophyta; Magnoliopsida; Lamiales; Oleaceae
Product: 17.5 kDa class I heat shock protein-like
Exons: 1
Coding region: 319-717 (132 amino acids)
Biological process (GO): response to hydrogen peroxide; response to salt stress; response to heat
Source: RefSeq, a predicted model, not a curated record
AAGUUAUUAUAAUCGUCAAAUGCCCUUUCUAAAGAAAUUCUUCAAGAACAAUCUCCAACCUGGAGUCUUGCUUGCACUUUCCAGAAUUUUCAAGAAUCCACCCACAACAAAUUUACUCUCCCAAUUCACAACCCUUAUAAAUACCCACAAGCAUAGAAUAAAAUAUUCGACGAAGAAUUAGAGCCUAAAUUUCUGCCUUCCAACUUUGUCUUGAAGUUAAAUUCCCUAAAGAAAAUAUCUGUUUAUCCGUUAUUUUACGACCCAUUGUUUCCCGAGCCCUUCGGAUUUGGGAGUACUCCCAGUUCCUGCAGUAGUAGCAUGGACUGGAAGGAAACCCCAGAAGCUCAUAUCUUCAAGUUUGAUCUUCCUGGGGUUUCUAAAGAAGAUGUAGAACUCCAGGUUCAUGAUGAUAGAGUGCUGCACUUAAGUGCUGAAAGAAAAGACGAGGAUCAUAGUGGAAAGGGUAAUUAUAAAUGGCACUGCAGAGAGCGAUUUGAUUCUGGGAAUUUCUUUAGAGAGUUUAGAUUACCAGAAAAUGCAAUUGUUGAUGAAAUAAAGGCUUCCAUGCGUGAUGGAGUGCUCUUGGUGACAGUGCCUAAAGAUCAGCAUAAGAAGAAGAAGAAGAAGCCCAUGCAUAAGGCUGUGGAAAUUACUGGUGAGGGAGAAAACGCUGAAUCUGCUAAAGGAAUUUGGCGAUUUGUUUGCUGCAAAGCUUGAUUUGGAUUAUGUGUUCAAAAAUCAGGGCGUUCCAUUUUUGUUUAAAUAUAGAAAUGCUUGUUGUAAUUUGGUGAAUUGAAGUGUUUUGAGCUUGCAAAUAAUUUUGGUGUGGUUCUUGUUUCUGUUGAUUUGUAAGCAGAUAUGUUGGAUGUUUGAUAUGUAAUGCAUUUGUAAUAUUCGAAAAUCUCUUGUUUGCA